UCCAAUCACUUCAAGGACUUAACGUUUGUUUGUUUGACUAUAAAGUUGUCGUCAAAAAAGUAUUGUUGUGUUUGACUCUUAAAAGCAAUCGUUUAUUAUUUAGACAUUAAAUCAAUUGAUUUGACAUUAAGUUUACAAUUAUUAUAAUCUUUCAAAUUUACGUUAUUAUUAUUACCGAAACAAUGACCGAUAGCGAUGGUUCGGGCGGUGCGGGUGACCAGUCGUGGAGAACUUCAUUGUUGAGACAAAAUGUCAGAAAUAAAAUUGAGGAAGCUAUCCGUCAGUCGGGAAAUCCAACCUCUAAAACGGUGGUUGAAAUGGAGGGACAUAUCUUUCAAAAGGCCAGAGCAAAGGAAGAGUAUCUCUCAUUUGUGGCCCGACUUAUACUUCACGUCAAAGAGAUGAAUUCAAAGAAACAACAGCCACUGUCACAGCAACAACAACAACAACAACGACAGCAACAGCCACAGCAAUCACUACAACAACAGACACGACAACAAACAAUACAGCAAAUGGUCGGCCAAAAUGAUCCCAUGGUUGGCAAUGCACAGCAAUCUGAUCCGAUGAGUGCUCUGCAGAACAUGGCUGGUCCGCAAUCAAUUAACGACAUGUCAAAUGGCAAUCCAAUGCAAUUACAGAUGAACACCAUUGGAAACGACCAAAUGAUGAACACGAAUGUCGCCUCUCCUAUGAUGAAUAAUAUGCCGAAUAUGUCUCAUCCCAUAAACAAUAUGAUGCCAAACACUAAUCAAUUACAACAAAACAGAUUAUCAAAUCCUACGGCUAUUUCUGGAGCUAGAAUGAUGAGUCAACGAGUUUUAUCACCAAAUAUUCACUCACAGAUACAACAAGUCAGAGCAAGACAUCCAAAUAUUAAUCAAAUGCCAGUUCCAAAUCAAACUGAAUCCAAAUAUUUUGAAGGACAUCCUAUGGCUAACAGUCCAUCUCAAGGACCUCCAUUUAAAAGUGGUGUUAACGGUGGUCAACAGUUUGUUCAAAAUCAAAAUCAACCUCAAAAUAAUAUGAAUCACAUGAACCCACCGACACCACAAAUGAUGCCAUCGCCAUCAGGUUACGCACCCAGUCCUUCACCAAUUAAUCAAUCACCUCAUGGAGGGCCACACAUGAGACCAGUUAGCUCUAUGAGUGCCGCAUCACCUCAAAGCAUAUCACUUAAUACUCCAGCUAAUAUAAUGAUCGCAUCGCCUGGUAAUGCCGGUGCUGGUGGUCGAGCUAAUGAGGAACAGAUAUAUUUGGAAAAGUUGAAGAAUUUGCAGAAAUAUGUGGAACCGCUUAGAAAAAUGAUAGCCCGUAUCGGACAGGACGAAUCAAAUAGAAAGAAAGAGUUGGAUAAAACAAAAAAUUUGUUGAGUAUUUUGACGGAUCCUUCGAGAAGAUGUCCGAUGACUACACUUGAAAAGUGCGAACAAUUUCUCGAAAAAAUGGACUUUAAAAUUAAGACCGAAACCACUGUUGCACCGAUCGCUGUACAACAGUCCCAUCCGCCUAAACUUCAAGAUGUCUGUCAGCCAUUACUUGACGCUAUUGCUGCCAAUAUAAAGAAGCCAUUGUUUAAUCACACUUUGCAGCGGACAUUUGGUUCGGCAGUGGCCGCUCUAACCAACAAUCCAUAUAAACAUAUGAGUCUUCCAUCUCUUAAAAGGAAAUACGAAGAAGAUUGUGAUGUCUCCGAAGUACUUCAGGGAGAGAUCGCACGAUUAGAUUCACGGUUUAAAGUACAAUUAGAUCCAUUGCAACAUUUAGGCUCAAAAGUGAUUCAUCUUAUUUGUAAAUUGGACGAUAAAGAUCUUCCGUGUGUCCCUCCCAUUGCAAUUCGGGUGCCGGACUCAUACCCUGACAGACCACCUCAAUGCUCGACCGAUAUACUAGAAUACAGUGCUUCCACUUUUUUUCAAGACAUCCAAAAGAAGUUUGAUUUGAAUAUCAAUAGAUUACCACAAAGUUAUUCAGUGACUACUUUGCUUAAUAGUUGGGAACUAAGUGUCCGACAGGCUGUCUCAUCAGCUCUCGACCCGAUUUGUGUUAAUUAGCUUUAUAUUAAGUAAAUAAAUUAUAUAUUAAUAUUUAU
Oppia nitens is the source of this 2089-nucleotide messenger RNA. It is a transcript of the gene MED15, whose product is annotated as mediator of RNA polymerase II transcription subunit 15-like. The coding region runs from base 183 to 2051 and encodes 622 amino acids. The record is from RefSeq and is a predicted model, not a curated record. Gene Ontology annotation, biological process: regulation of DNA-templated transcription. NCBI's taxonomy places the organism in Eukaryota, Metazoa, Arthropoda, Arachnida, Sarcoptiformes, Oppiidae. Gene Ontology annotation, molecular function: transcription coregulator activity. The transcript is spliced from 10 exons.